GGGAGAAUAUUAGGACCACCUAGAAACAGGAAGCAGAAGAAAUUAAAGCAUCAAGUACAACAGGCGCGUCAACUGAAGACAUUUAUGCACCUAGUAUUGCGUGGUUUGAAAUCGCAGAUAAAUUUCUACGUGAUGUAAUGAAGAUCAGAAAUAAAUACACUAAUCUGCCUAAAAAAGACGUGAGUGACUCAACGGACCAGGAACAAAGUGAACAAGAAUUUAAAACAGAAAACGAGAGUGACUAUACUGCUGAGGCCCACGCUGACACCUUUAUUGCUGAGUCACCUAGUAGAAAUGAAGCAUUUAGUGAGACAGAUGAUUCCAUAAAUAAAGCGACACUUCAUACUGAAGGUUCAAAACCGGAAUGUAGCAGUUUUAAGACACCAAAAUCAAUUUCGAAAAAAAUCAAAAAAUUUAAAAGCGCGACUCCUGAACAUAUUGAAAAAACGAUAAAUACUUUAAAAUCAUUAAAAGAGGAUGUGCAAAAAACCCAGAUGGUCAAUGAGUUUUCACAUUUUGCCAAUAACAUAGUAUCUCAAUUACGAGAAAUUCCAAUUGCUGAUGCAAAGGAGUGUCAAUUAAAAAUAAUGAAAAUAGUCCAAGAAAAGCGUCUUAUGGUAAUGCGUCGAAACCAGCAAAUUAAUGAACCGUCAACUUCAUGCAAUGCAUUUUACAAUCCUGCACAUAAUCAGGAAUGAAUACUCUCUAAUAGGAAUAAUAUUCAUCAUUCAAAUAGAUCUGAUACAUCAGAACUAUCUCCCAGGUCAUCAACUUCUGAACAACAAGAUGAAUCGCUCAGCAACAGCCAAGAUAGUUUCUCAGAAAAAUACAUCACUGGCAGUAUAUUAAAGCUAUCCGCAGUAUCGGUGGUUUUGAUGAAUGUGGAAAAUAAGUUAAAUUUCUUGUCCUGUUCUUUUUAGGUUUAGGAAUAUUUGGUUUUUUUUUAUGCUAAAUUACAAUAAAAAAGUAACAUUUUGC
This is a messenger RNA of Anthonomus grandis grandis, 978 nucleotides long. RefSeq lists its product as uncharacterized. The record is from RefSeq and is a predicted model, not a curated record. Lineage: Eukaryota; Metazoa; Arthropoda; Insecta; Coleoptera; Curculionidae. Bases 138 to 698 code for a protein of 186 amino acids. The transcript is spliced from 2 exons.